AUGGAAAAUUCCAACACAAGCAGCCUGAAAAACCCGUUUGAAGAUGAAGAUGGGAUAGAUAAAACUGCAAAUGAAGGCAAACCCAUGUAUGAAAACAGCACAAGCAACGGCACAGUUGAAGAGAAUGGUAAAAAUGCGAAUUCUGGAUCUAUAAGACAGUACAAUCGAUCGAAAACACCUCGCCUUCGAUGGACACCAGAGCUCCACCUUUACUUUGUUCAUGCAGUCGAGAGACUAGGAGGACAAGAAAGAGCAACUCCAAAGUUGGUUCUUCAAUUGAUGAACAUGAAAGGCCUUAGCAUUGCUCAUGUCAAGAGCCAUCUUCAGAUGUAUAGAAGCAAGAAGAUAGAUGACCCUAAUCAAGUUAUUUCGGAGCAGCGGCUUCUUCUUGAUGGUGGAGAUCAUCAUAUUUAUAACCUUAGUCAGCUUCCUAUGCUACAAACUUAUAGUCAGACACCUAUUUCAAGUUUUCGCUAUGGAGAUGCCGUUUUGAGUCACCGUACCAAUUCUGUUUAUAGUCCUACUCACAACGGAUCAAGUAGUAUAACAGGAAAUGGAUUGUACGGAUCAGUUUCUGAGAGGAUUUGUAGGAGCAAGGGAUAUAUACAGGGUUCUGAUUUUCACAUGAAUAAGCAAGUGCCCUGGCGGGGAACCCUUGAAAAUAAUCAGAAAGAGCAAGAAAGAGCACUCCCAAAUAAUUUUUUUUGGCAAACUCAAGUUGGGAUAAGCUUAACAAACCCAAAUCUCAGUAGCAAAUUACAAGAUAGAGGGCAUGAAGGCACAAAUCAUUUUCAAACCUCUUUCCCUCGAAGCGAAAAGACUCCAGUGGUGGAUCAAGAAGGUACAAGCCCAUUGAAAAGGAAGUUUUCAGAGGUGAAUCUUGAUCUAAAUUUAUCACUAAAAUCGACAUGCGAAGUCGAGGGGAGUAAUCAUUCAAGUUCCAAGAAUGAUGCAGUUGAUAGUAGCUUAUCUCUGUCCUUGUUUUCUUCAUCCUCAAAGGAAAAUCACAGAAAGCAUGAAAGAAUGGCGACUAGUACUUUAGAUCUGACUUUAUGA
Fraxinus pennsylvanica is the source of this 1056-nucleotide messenger RNA. Lineage: Eukaryota; Viridiplantae; Streptophyta; Magnoliopsida; Lamiales; Oleaceae. The record is from the annotation of a GenBank genome assembly.